Messenger RNA from Cajanus cajan (pigeon pea), 1417 nucleotides. Its product is annotated as cysteine synthase. Gene Ontology annotation, molecular function: cysteine synthase activity. The record is from RefSeq and is a predicted model, not a curated record. Lineage: Eukaryota; Viridiplantae; Streptophyta; Magnoliopsida; Fabales; Fabaceae.
AAAAUGAAGAUAAUAUAUAUUUUAAUGAAUAACUUGUCCCACUCUGCCCAUAGGGAUUGGUUUUCUGGUUUACUGCAUUCGGUAUUUGGUUUUGCACAUGCACAAUAAUUGAAUUUUUUAGUAUUUCCUAAGGAAGAGACUUGGACAGGGUUGUUUAUAAACUGUAAAUUGUAAAGGGUGCCAAACAAGCAGAGCUAAUCAUUGUUAUUCUGCAUAUAUACCAAUCGGAGAAGAACUAUAAGCUUGCAGGAUUUCUGGAGUAGUUAACAUGGAGCCACAGUGUGCAAUCAAGAAAGAUGCCACUGAAUUAAUAGGUAAUACCCCAAUGGUAUAUCUGAACAAUAUAGUGGAGGGGUGUGUAGCACGCAUCGCUGCUAAGUUAGAGUCCAUGCAACCGUGCUUCAGUAUCAAAGAUAGGACAGCAUUUAGCAUGAUUAAAGAUGCUGAGGAAAAAGGCCUCAUUACUCCGGGAAAGAGCGUUCUUGUUGAGGCUACAAGUGGGAACACGGGCAUUGGAAUGGCAUUCGUAGCAACGUUGAAGGGUUAUAAAGUGAUAGUGGCUAUGCCAGCUUCUGUAAGUCUCGAGAGAAAAAUAGUACUGCGAGCCUUUGGAGCUGAAGUGUAUCUAACGGAUCCUGCCAAAGGAACCGAUGCAGUUAUUAGGAAGGCCCAUGAGAUAGUAAAUAAGACGCCCGGGAGUUACAUGCUCAAGCAGAUUGAUAAUCCUGCCAAUCCAAAAAUUCAUUAUGAGACCACUGGCCCUGAGAUUUGGAGAGACUCGGGAGGGAAAGUUGAUGCUUUGGUUGCAGGGAUAGGAACUGGGGGUACCAUAACGGGUGCUGGCAGAUUCCUCAAGGAGAGAAACCCCCAUAUCAAGCUGUACGGCAUAGAACCAGUAGAAAGUGCAGUCUUGAGUGGAGGACCUCCAGGUGAUCACCUAAUUCAAGGCAUUGGUAAUGGUCUCAUUCCGAGCGUACUGGAUAUUAAUCUCCUAGAUGAAGUUAUUCAGAUAUCAAGUGAAGAAGCUAUAGAAACUGCUAAGCUGCUUGCUUUAAAAGAAGGUUUGUUGAUGGGAAUUUCAUCAGGAGCUGCAGCAGCAGCUGCCAUAAAAUUGGGGAAAAGACCAGAAAAUACUGGAAAACUCAUCGUUGUGAGUUUCUAAUCUUUGGCAAGUGGUAUUUCCCAGUUAUGGGGAGCGUUAUUUAUCUUCACCAUUGUUUGAAUCCAUUAGGCAUGAAGCUCAACAAAUGACAUUUGAUUAAUCUCAAUGUAAUUGUGCUCUACGAAUUUUAUAGUAUUUAUAGUUUUUGUUUACUGAUCCCCUGUUCAGGACGAUCGAUCCAUGUAUUUAACAUCAAUAAUUCAUAAGAAUUUUAUAGGAAAAGCCUCUGGUGAUCCCUUAUUCAGAACACUAAGA